AUGUCAAGAUUUUUCAAUAGCUAUUACCUUGCUAAUUAUGCAGUUUUACUUUUAUACCCGCUUUUCCGGCUGCUUUCAGGUGCAGAACCCUCAAGACUCUUUAUGGCAGACGACACUUUGCCAAGCUCUCUUGCAUAUUCUCGAGAAAUCCAAGUACUGGCAACUUGUACCGUCAUUGCAUUCUUAAAAUACAUCAAAAGCCUAACCUGGGAAGCCUUUUUCACCGAGUUCUUCUUCUACUACAAAAUCUCUAUUAUCAUCCUCUGCUUUUUUAUCAGCAUAUGGCUUAUGUUUUGGUACAUAUUUGCCUGUCUCCUUGUCUGAAUGCUAUUUAAAAUGCCUAUGUACGACGGUCCUCACAAGUUCAAAGAAAUCGACUCAAUGCGAGACUUCGAAGAAGACGUCUUAAAAAGCAAAAAAACCUGAAUCGUGCUUUUUUAUGCCCCUUGGAACGACGAUUGUCUAACUACAAUGACCUUAUGGUCUGAUAUGUCUAUAAAAUAUACCACAAAUUCUUUAUGUUUUGCAAGAAUUGAUGUAGAAAAUAAUGAACAUCUAGCCAAAAAAAGCGCUGUAGACAACUCAGGGUUUUCUAGACAGCUGCCAAGCUUGAUUGUAUAUGAGGAUGGAAAAGAGGUAAAAAGGUUCCCACCUGUGGAUAAAGAAGGGUAUGCACCAAAGGUAAGGAGCUAUAAAACAAAGGAAAUAGUCCAAUUUUUAGGAAUUGAUAGAAGAUAUUUAGCGACUAGAGACAAUUAA
Blepharisma stoltei is the source of this 759-nucleotide messenger RNA. NCBI's taxonomy places the organism in Eukaryota, Ciliophora, Heterotrichea, Heterotrichida, Blepharismidae. The record is from the annotation of a GenBank genome assembly.